AUGGAAGUUUCGGUUGGUGCAAGCAUUAAUGUUUGUAACUUAGGUGACAAAAGGUCGUUACUUUUUGUUGGUGAUCCAAAUUGUGCUCUGGAACUGAUAGGGCCAAAUUCGCAUCCCACUCGUGUAUUUCUGCAGCAUGACAUGAGGGGUUCACCUAUGGUUUUACUCUCAGUACAUCUGUUUUUGUUUCGUCGACGUCGGCGAUCAGUCUCUCCCAUCACCAAAUCAGGACGCGACGGCAUAGAUCCAGACAGAGACGCCGGAGGAAUCACCGGAGAUGAAGUUAUUGUUGUCUCGGCAGAGGAACUUGUCGUUCCAAGUCUGGUUUUCGCCGCCAAGCCUAUUGAUUCGCGUUCGGAGCUGCUUGGCGACUGCGUAGGUUUGCAUAAAGCGCAAGUUGGCGGAAGGUACCUGGAUGAGGUUAUGAGCUUGCCUCUAGCUGGAAUUGAGGCGAUUUUGGCAAGUGAUGAUCUCCAGGUGGCAUCCGAGGAUGCAGUCUAUGACUUUGUGUUAAAGUGGGCUAGGGUUCAAUAUCCAAAACUGGAGGAACGGCGGGAAAUCCUGGGUUCUCGUCUUGGGCGCUUCAUCCGCUUUCCUUACAUGACCUGUCGGAAGCUUAAGAAGGUUUUGACAUGCAAUGACUUUGAUCACGAUCUUGCAUCCAAGGUUGUGCUUGAGGCCCUAUUUUUCAAGGCUGAGGCCCCACACCGACAGCGAACCCUGGCUGCAGAGGAGCCUGCCACCACGAACCGCCGCUUUGUGGAGCGGGCCUACAAGUAUCGGCCUGUUAAGGUGGUUGAGUUCGAACUCCCACGUCAGCAGUGUGUGGUCUACCUAGAUUUGAAGAGGGAGGAGUGUGCAAAUCUGUUCCCAUCUGGGCGGGUGUAUUCUCAAGCAUUCCACCUGGGCGGACAAGGUUUCUUCCUAUCUGCACAUUGCAACAUGGACCAACAGAGCUCUUUUCAUUGCUUCGGGCUGUUUUUGGGGAUGCAGGAGAAGGGAUCAGUGACUUUUGCGGUUGAUUACGAAUUUGCUGCAAGAUCAAAGCCAACGGAGGAGUACAUUAGCAAAUACAAGGGCAACUACACUUUCACGGGUGGUAAGGCAGUUGGCUACCGUAACUUAUUUGCCAUACCUUGGACAUCAUUCAUGGCUGAGGACAGCCUUUACUUCAUUAACGGUAUACUCCAUCUCAGGGCUGAACUCACCAUCAGGCAGUGA
Molecule: messenger RNA, 1221 nt
Organism: Ilex paraguariensis (yerba mate)
Lineage: Eukaryota; Viridiplantae; Streptophyta; Magnoliopsida; Aquifoliales; Aquifoliaceae
Source: the annotation of a GenBank genome assembly